GGCAGCAGGCCCCCGGACAGGACUUGAAGGCAGAGACUGGGGUGAGACAGCUGUCCAAGGCCAAGGCCAGGCAAGCGAAGCGGCGUUGGCUGCUCCAGAAUGAAUCACAGCUCCAAGAAGGGGAAGUAGAGCCCAGCUGGCGCUCGGCUAUGGCCUGUGAACCACCAAUGGGCCCCAGCGGGGCAGCCAGCCCACUGCCCACCUCCUCCCCGGGCUGGAGCGCCUUGCCUGGAGGGAGUCCUCCGGGCUGGGGGCAAGAGCUCCGCAAUGGCCAGGUGCUCACGGUUCUCCGGAUCGACAAUACCUGUGCACCCAUCUCCUUCGAUCUGGGCGCCGUGGAGGAGCAACUGCAGACAUGGGGCAUUCAGGUCCCUGCCGACCAGUACAGGAGCUUGGCCGAAAGUGCCCUCUUGGAGCCCCAAGUGAGAAGAUACAUCAUCUACAACUCCAGGCCCAUGCGGCUGGCCUUUGCUGUGGUUUUCUAUGUGGUGGUCUGGGCCAACAUCUACUCCACCAGCCAGAUGUUUGCCCUGGGGAACCACUGGGUGGGUGUGCUGCUCGUGACCCUGGCCGCCAUGAGCCUGACCCUGACCCUCAUGCUCAUCUUCGAGAGACACCAGAGGAAGGCCAACAGCAACACAGACCUUAGGCUGGCGGCUGCCAACGGAGCCCUCCUGAGACACCGGGUGCUGCUGGGGGUGACGGACACGGUGGAAGGCUGUCAGAGCGUGAUUCAGCUCUGGUUUGUCUACUUCGACCUCGAGGACUGUGUGCAGUUUUUGUGUGAACACAUUCGAGAGAUGAAGAUGAGCCAAGAGUCCUUGCUGCGAAGCAGAUUGAGCCAGCUGUGUGUUGUCAUGGAAACCGGGGUGAACCCCGAGACAGAGGAGGGGCCCGAGAACCUGUUGGAGGAAGCUCCUCUCCUGCCCGGCAGCCCUCAUCCCGAGGAGAGGCCACUCAUGCAGACUGAACUUCGCCAGCUUGUUCCUGAGGCUGAGCCGGAGGAAAUGGCCCAGCACCUGCUGGCAGUAUUUGGUGGCUACUACAUCCGGCUCCUCGUGACCUCGCAGCUCCCCCAGGCAGUGGGGACACGACACACAGACUCUGCAAGGUUUCCCUGCCCCUGCCAGCUCGUAGAAGCCCAUAUCCUGGGCACUGGGUGCUGCCCCUUCCUGGCCAGGUGACCUAGGGAGGAAGGCACCCAGCUUCCUGCAAGGCUGAAGGUGAGACAUCGGGAAGGCUUGGUGCCCCAGCUGGCUGCACGUGAGCCCCCAGGUGAGGAGAGAAGCAUCUAGGAGCACGCUGAAGAGUGUCAGUCAUGUCAGCAGCAGGGGUGGUAUCGUGCUCACUCCAGGACUCUGCGCAGAAAUGCCUGUUGACAUCCCAUGCUGACCCCUGGCCUUUUCAGAAGCUGCUGGUAGCCAAGCUGGUCCCACUCCAGACUACCCUGUGCUGCCUAGAACCAGGGGCACGGACGGAGGGCCACUCUCCCAUGCCUUUCAUUGUUUGGAGAGCCCAGGAAAUGUGAAGAGGACCCUACUGGGCCAACCAUGUGUCCAAAGCUUGGUCUCUGAUGAUGCUCCCAUCCUCAGCUACUUCAUGUCAGAUGGGGAAACUGAGCCUUGGAGAGGACUCUGCUCUCUGUAGCAUUACCUUGGCCCUCUAGAAUUCCUAAUCUGAAGGAAAGAAGUCAGUUCUCAGAAUGUUCCCCCCUUUUAAGUUUCUCCUGCCCUUUAUUUUAUGAAAAACAAUGGCCCCAUGUUGUUUGCUAGCACACACACUUCCAGGGGACAGAAGAAAGAAACCAACAGCAUGUAACUGAUGAUGGAACUCUUUGGAAAAGAUCGAUUCUGAUUUGUGGAUGUCUUUUGUUUAACGGCAUGCAUGCUUGUGGUUGUGGUUUUCUCCUUCAGGCCUAGACCCACAGUCCUGUAUUUUCUGAUACUAACACUGUCCUGGAAUGAAGCAUAAUCUGUCACUCAUGGCGUUCCAUGAAGAGCUCGGGGGCUUCCAGGUUCUCUGCUCCUGAGCAAGUUUGAAGACCGAUUAUUCCAUAGGCCCAAAUCCAAAAGACGUGCCCUGGCACGCAAAGGCUCCCCAACCUCCAGGACCCAGCCCUCAUCUGUAGUUUUGGCUUCAUCUCCCACAGAACUUCUUGCUAAGUUGAAACUUUUUCCUGGACUAACAUACCUGUUCCGUUGCGUUCGUUGAACUCCUGUGCAUGCUUCAAAGCCCAGCUUUACUUACCCUCCUUCAGGAAGCCUUUCAACAUAGAACAUGGCCUGCUUCGCUGCCUCCUCUAAAUUCUUAAUGUAGCUGCUGCCUUUGUUGAGGUUUUAUGUUAUUCUGCUUUCCUAUGCACAUGUGUAUUUUUCGAGCUAGACUAAGCUCCUGAAGGACAAAGAUCUCACCUUAUAAUUUUUGUGCAUGGCCUGGACCUGCUAAGGAAAAAAAAUCCAGUGGAUUGAGUGCUUUGUCAUCUCCAUAGUAACAUUUGCAGAUUGUGCUCUCUACUCAGUUGAAUGAUGAAGUUGGCACAGACCUGGGUUCUGGUCCUGACUGACAUUUCUGGCUGUGCAACUUUCAGCCAGUCCUCAGUUUACUCAUCGUUAUAUAAAAGGAUAUAUAGUGGACAGGUUGGAUGAUUCUUAAUUGCCCUUCCAAAGCCAAAGUUCUGGCUUUUUCUGUUCCAGUCUAGCCCUUGGCCUGUUAUGUUUUUAUCUACAUGUAGAAGGUCCUCUAGCCUUGCAUGACCGAGGUGUCCCAGACCUGAUGGGCCUUUGGACAGAACACGGGCCUAGCGAGCAGGAGACCUGGAUUCUCAUGCCGGGUGAGAAGCUUCCUAGAAGCAUGACCGUUGGCUACGUCACUUACCCUGUCCGAGGGCCAGUUUACUCCUUUAUAAAUGGAUCUGGUGAACAUGAAAGGUAAUUGUGUGGGUGACUUGCUGUGUAAGAGACCAGUCUGACUGUUUUCUUUCUCUGAGCCAGAGAAGAGAAAUUGUGGACAUAGACCCACCCUCGGAAAUGGCCAUUGUAGACAUUUCUCUUUAGAGAUUUCUCUGAGGGCAGCUAUGCUCAGUAAGAGUAACUCGUGGAGGCAGUCACUGUUCUUCUCACCUGCCGCAGAGGAUAUGCGGGCUGGGGACAGGAUCUGUAGAAGCCCGUCUUUAUCAUCCACCCAUAAAACCCUGGUAAGUCUCGUAAGAGAAUAAAAAUGUGUCUGUUAAAUGACGGAACAGGGCUCCUGGGUGGCUCAGUCGGUUAAGCGACUGC
Molecule: messenger RNA, 3275 nt
Organism: Leptonychotes weddellii (Weddell seal)
Lineage: Eukaryota; Metazoa; Chordata; Mammalia; Carnivora; Phocidae
Source: RefSeq, a predicted model, not a curated record